UAAAAUCUAUUAGUUUCACCCUACUCCUUCACCUAAUCAGCGCCUCCAAAACCCUAAGCCAACAAACCUUGCUAAACCUAGCACAAGAGCUCCAACCGUCUUCAUUUCCAGAGCGUCGCCACUAUUGCCGCCUGACCGCCAGCAUUUGCCGUCGUUGCCCGUCGAAGGUGUCGUCGGCCGUUGUUUCGUGGAUCCUCUCCCCCUCUUCGUCGCUUGGUCUUCCUGGAUUCGUUGGCGUCGCAGCUUCCGUCAUCAUCGGCAACGCAGUCUUCGUGGUCAUCACUCCGAGCUCACUCCUCCAUCACCAAAAGAUUAAUCAAAUGCCUGGGAGACCUUGGUACACCAUUAGUAGUGCAGCUAGAACUGAUGCUGCCCCUGAUUAUCAAACUCAAGCUAGUUUGGAUGGAACGACGGAUACGGGAGCUAAUACUUCAAGUGCACAGCCACGUGCUAGAGCGCCCCCACUUCUGCAUUCUUACAAUAGUGCUCGACAAUCUCGUGUUAAUGCUGUACCAUUUCAACCACCGCGCAAUGAAAGACGGCUGGCUCCGUCAAGUGACAUGGGUGACACUCGAACUCCAGCAACACGCACAGAGCAUAGGGAUCGUGAUGAAGUUGUCGAUGUCUAUUCGGAAGAUGAAGAUUAUGACCCAGAGACGGAUGAGGUUGAGUCGUUCGAUGACCAUGUCGACGAUUUGUUUGCCGCACAAGAAGCUGAACAUCAGGGCAAUGCUAACAGCCGCAAAGACAUCGAUUUUUGGGAAGUUGAUGUCAUCGAAAACAGCAUGACACAACAGAAGGAGAUUGCAGAGCUUGGGGCACAGUUAGCAGAACUAAAAGCAGAGGUAGCAGAGAUGAAGGCAGAGAGACAGAUAAUGGAGAGUUUGUUAACAGAGAUGAAGGCAAAGAGACAGAUAAUGGAGAGAUUGUUAAGAUACCUAAUCCAGCAACAAGGAGAUAAUUUGCCACCUGACGUAGUUGCAGAUCUAGAUUCUUUGGGAAGUGGAUAAAACGGCAUGACACAACAGAAGGAGUAUAAGAAGAAGAUUGCAGAACUUAAGGCAGAAGUUGCAGAACUAAAAACCAAGGUAGCAGAGGAGAAGGCAAAGAGACAGACAAUAGAGAGUUUGUUAAGAUACCUAUUCCGGCAACAAGAAGAUAGUUCCACCUGACGUAGCUGCGGAUCUAGAUUCUUUGGGAAGUAUACCGACCUUAUCCCGUGCAAGAUCAUCUUCUGGCACUAAUGUUGAGUCAACAGAAAUAUAUACACUUGAAUCUGAUCACUUUUUAAUUGUUCACUGUUUAAUUACUUUUCCAUUAUUUAUUUCUAGUUUGUCAUUGAUGCACUUAGGACAAAUUACUAUUAUAUAUAUUGAUUUUUGCGUAUAUAUUUUCAGUUUAUUGGUUUA
Molecule: messenger RNA, 1409 nt
Organism: Arachis duranensis
Lineage: Eukaryota; Viridiplantae; Streptophyta; Magnoliopsida; Fabales; Fabaceae
Exons: 5
Coding region: 321-1010 (229 amino acids)
Source: RefSeq, a predicted model, not a curated record